UAGCAUCAACAAUUAAUAAGAAAAAAGGGCCAUAAAUGGAAGUAGCAGCAUGCAAACGCAGCUUGAGUAGAAGGGCCUCCUCCUCAUCGUUUCGUCUACGGUCCCCCAGCCUCAACUCGGUCCGUUUGCGACGCGUAUUCGACAUCUUCGACAAGAAUCACGAUGGCAUGAUCACUGUCCAAGAGAUCCAUCAUGCCCUUGCUCGUUUAGGCCUUGAAACAGAUCUCUGCCACCUAGAGUCAACCAUCGAAUCGUUUAUAAAUCCCGCAAACAUUGGCCUCACCUACGAUGGGUUCGUUGCUUUGCAUCAGUCGUUGGACCAAACUUUCUUCGGGUUAGACUUGGAGGAGGAAGAUGAGUCGGAUUUGACGGAGGCGUUUAAGGUGUUCGACGAGGACGGGGACGGUUUCAUUUCGGCGCAGGAAUUGCAGGCGGUGUUGUGGAAACUGGGGUUGCCGGAAGGAAAAGAGAUUGGUAGAGUUGAGCAGAUGAUCUGUUCCGUUGACCAAAACCAUGAUGGCCGUGUCGAUUUCUUCGAGUUCAAACACAUGAUGCAGAGCGUUCUGGUCCGCACCUCUUGAUCGUCCUCCAGUUUCGAUCCU
Messenger RNA from Hibiscus syriacus, 602 nucleotides. RefSeq names its product probable calcium-binding protein CML43. Gene Ontology annotation, molecular function: calcium ion binding. Bases 36 to 581 code for a protein of 181 amino acids. The transcript has a single exon. NCBI's taxonomy places the organism in Eukaryota, Viridiplantae, Streptophyta, Magnoliopsida, Malvales, Malvaceae. The record is from RefSeq and is a predicted model, not a curated record.